Molecule: messenger RNA, 3049 nt
Organism: Blastomyces gilchristii SLH14081
Lineage: Eukaryota; Fungi; Ascomycota; Eurotiomycetes; Onygenales; Ajellomycetaceae
Exons: 2
Coding region: 390-2441 (683 amino acids)
Source: RefSeq, a predicted model, not a curated record
UACGCCUGUAAAUCGAAUCACAUCUCUCCAGGUCCAGGUCUUGGCACGCACAGACCCCCAGAUCUGGCUGGCUUAUAUAAUCCCACCCACGGGCGGCUCUGUCCCACACUACGGAGUACGGUAGAUCGCAACAACCGCCAACCUCAUUUUUCUCUCCUGUCCUACGGCAGCCCACACGACACCAGAUCUCGCAUCGGCCAUUCAACCAGCGAACUAGUUCCAUACCAUACCAGGCAAAACGAUAUCAGGACAGCUUGCAACGAACAGCUUGCACGCACGUGUGGGAGGGGAGGGGGUGAAAGUCGAAUUCCUAAAAUUACAUUCUUGAAUCUUAUAUGUAAGACAAGGGAAAAAGACGAAAAUUAAAAUAAUAAAAAAAGGAGGUAAAGAUGGUAUACGACUGGGAUGGUAAACGCGACAUCUGCUAUAAGAUGUAUAUCGAGGAUAAGAAGGCGCUCGAGGAGAUUAUGGAGUAUAUGAAGGUGUGCUAUCAGUUUGCGCCAAGUAAACGAGCCUUCCAAACCCAGUUCAAACGAUGGGGAUUCCCCUCGAAGCAAAACCCCGCUCAUAAAAAUGCACGCCUCGUCGCUCGCAUCAAGGAGCUCUGGGAGCGAAACACCAGCCAGCGGGACAUGCUCCGUAUCCUCAACGAAGAAGGGUAUGAGAUCAAGGAGCGGGAGCUGAUGCGAGUCCGUGCGAAGAAUCGAUGGCUGUUGCGCGUCCCUAAUGGGAUGAAAGCCCAGUCGACAAUGGCCGCGACAGCUUCUACGGCUACAGCUGCCGCUACAGGUAUUGCUGCGUCGACGGCCCCAGCGGCGACGCUGAGCGGUGAUGAGGGUCUGUUGGCGCUCCAGCAGGAAACUUAUAGGCCGGACGGGAAUAUGGAGGCUGCGGGGGGCCAACCGAUCGUAACGGAUCCUGGAGGGGACGUAGCUCAACAGCGUCCGCCGUCGCCUAGGUUGUCGCCGGAGGUGCUGGCAAAGAGGAAGGCGAGGUUGGAGCGUUUGCAGGCGGAGAGCGAGGAGAGAUGGGCAACGCGGAAAAGACGGCGGAGAACGAGAGGGUGGGCGGGCCUACCUGCAGAUCCGCCGGGGCCGCCGCGGUUCCCCUCCGAGACGACGAUUGAUGAGAGCAAGCAGUAUCUGAGCUUGGAUAAUGAGAUGUAUCGGCAGCUUCGGGAUCAUUUCCAGCGUAUUUGCGAGGAGGCUGGGUUUAUUAAGAAGACGAUUGCCGGGCCGGAGAAGUGGCAGGCAGCGAAGAAUCGGUUGAUUGAUGAAUCUCCACACCUGCGGAGUGUCUUCUGGCCUAAUUCGGGCCAGAUUGAGGCCAAGGCGUUGGCAUUGGAUGUCGUGUGUACGGAUGUCACGAAGCGCAUGCGGACAUUGCAGCGGAGGAUGACUAUUGCGGAGGCUAAGAAUGCGUUGGGGAUCAACCCUGAGGAGAGCAGGCAGAUACGGAAUGCGUUUUACCAGACCCUCAAGGCGGAUCAUUUCACGAGCAAGCUGGAAGCUGGCGAUGAACAUUGGAACGAGCUUAAAGAGAGGUGGAUCAAGGGCUCCGAGCUACUCCAGCGGAUCCUCGCCGCUGGGGAAGCCGAUCCGAACCACGCUAUAAAGGUCAAGGCCAUCGAGAUACUCUGCAGGGACGUGAACAAGAGGCUGAGAGAUGAAAUCUCCAAGCGUGAUCCGUCCCGCAAGAGGUCCUCUACGUCCACUUCCAACAACGGGAGCAAUACCGCCCAACGCGCCCAAAGCAGCACUAGCUCUGCUUACACUCGACCGCCGGCGAUCAUCCGCAACGGCAUCAGUACGCUCGCCUCUCAGGCCCUCGCCAGCGCGCCCAUGAUGUCUGGGGACCUCCCAGAUCUACAAAUAGACCCUUCGCUCCUCCAAGCCGCCAACGACCCUUCCUUCGCUCUAACCGCGAACAGGCAUCAUCACCAUCACAACCAUCAUCAUCAAGACCACCCUCAAGACCAUCCCCAACCGCUUCAACCCGAACACCCCCAAAAUCAAAAUCAUCACGACCACAAUAACCCCCAAACGCACCACCCCAACAACCACCAACAAGAACAGCGACAACAACAACAACAACAGCAGCAGCAGCAGCAGCAACAGCAGCAACAAUCAUUCAACUACGUCGACCCAAUGCUCCACUCCCCCUUCCUCCCCGUGCCCAUCUACCUCCGCAUCCACCCCCAGUCGCAGGUCCACCAGAACGCCAAGACCUGGGUUGACAAGCUAUCGACGCGGACAAUGGCGGAGUUGCGAAGCGUAGUGACGAACCGAUUCAAGGAUGCGCGGAUUGCGAGGAUCGAAGGAACGGAGCGGGAUGUUGUGUAUGUGAUUGAUGAGGAUCAUGAGUUGGAUGCGUACCUGACGCAUGUGCAGGGGAGGAAGGCGACGUUUGUGUUUUUGUUGGAGGGGGUUGGUGGGGGAUAGAAGGGGGGGGGGGUUUAUCUUUUUUUUAUCUUAUUUAUUUAUUUAUUUAUUUUUCCUGGUUUUACUGGUUUUCCUGGGAUGAGAUGGAUUCGGAUUCGGAUUUUCUUUUUACUUGAAAAAUUAUUAUCAUUAGUAUACGUAUUUAGUGGUCGUUCUGAACUAGGCAUUUAAAUGCUACUUUACAAGGAUGAAUUCAUAGAUUGAGCAGAUAUGAAUGGAUGGAUGGACGGAUGGAUUUGAUGUGUUCAAGAUUUGAUACAUUUGAGGUGCUUUUUCUAACAUAUAUAUGAUUUUUCAUAAUCUUGAACAAGAAAUGAUACAUGAUUUUAUUCUUGAACUUUCAGCAGUUCAUCUGAAUCAUUCAUAAGGAGAAGAAGAACUAUCUCUUCAUUAUAUAUCUGUGUUGUUGUCAGUGUUAUCAGUACUAGCUCUGUUUUCUGAAGAGUCUCUGAAGAAUGCAGUCGUUGAUUUGAAGAAUGUGACAGAGAGUCUCACUGAGGUGAUAUCUCUGACCUGUGUGACAUGGGGAGCUGAGAGGUAGCGAUUUGAGUCCAGUCCAUCUCACUGCCUGAUCUUGUUGUGGGCCUAGGUCGGGGAGAGAGCAUUCU